Molecule: messenger RNA, 2123 nt
Organism: Klebsormidium nitens
Lineage: Eukaryota; Viridiplantae; Streptophyta; Klebsormidiophyceae; Klebsormidiales; Klebsormidiaceae
Source: the annotation of a GenBank genome assembly
GUGCUGAUCCGAAUCGUGCUCCCACCUGGCCAGGGAGGCUGAUUCAAGUGAUUGCCAGUCCCUAGACUCUUCAACUGGGUUCCUGGCUCCUGCUCGCGGUGGCGGCCUCAAGCGGCCAGUGCCUCUCAUCAACCCUGUCAUGGCUCUGAGCACCCUUGCCCCUCAACUGGGGAGUGCGUCGUGGGCGGCGACCACUGGUCAUCGUCCACACGGGGCCAGUUCAAGGGAGGCGUGUGUUGCAGGGACUCGUCUGGCCCUACACGGAGCACCAGAGGCCCCCACCGCUGCUGCUGCGGUCUCUGCCUUCUGGGGGCACCAGCUGCGGCGGCUGCCUGGCGCGGCUAUCCGCAGCCAGCGGACAGCAUGCUCAAGGAUCAGAGCGGUCUCAGUGGUGGAGGCUCCCCCGUCCGCAGGGGAGGUGGUGGACUACGCUGCUCUGGCCAAGGAUCUGGCGGCGUCGUCCCCGCUGGAGAUCAUGGACACUGCGCUGGACCUGUUUGGCAAAAACAUUGGCAUUGCCUUCAGUGGGGCUGAGGAUGUGGCCCUCAUUGAGUACGCGCGGCUCACGGGACGGCCCUUUCGGGUGUUCAGCCUGGAUACCGGCCGCUUGAACGCAGAGACGUACCGCUACUUUGCUCAGGUGGAGGCGCACUACGGCAUCCGCAUCGAGUACUGCUUCCCGGAGGCCAAGGAGGUGGAGGACCUGGUGCGCACCAAGGGCAUGUUCAGCUUCUACGAAGACGGCCACCAGGAGUGCUGCGCCGUCCGCAAGGUGCGGCCGCUGCGUAAGCAGCUGCGGACGCUGGACGCGUGGAUCACGGGGCAGCGCAAGGACCAGAGCCCCGGGACGCGAGCCGCUGUGCCGGUGGUGCAGGUGGACCCCGCGUUUGAGGGCCUCUCUGGGGGGCCCGGCAGCCUGGUCAAGUUCAACCCGCUGGCCAACGUCAAGGGCACCGAUGUGUGGGGCUUCCUGCGCCUGCUCAAUGUGCCCGUCAACGAGCUGCACUCCAAGGGCUUUGUGUCCAUUGGGUGUGAGCCGUGCACGCGGUCGGUGCUCCCUGGGCAGCAUGAGCGGGAGGGCCGCUGGUGGUGGGAGGAUGCCACCAUGAAGGAGUGCGGCCUGCACAAAGGCAACAUUGCCGUGGCCGCCCCUCAGUCGGCUGCUCCCCUCACCACCGGCAAUGGCGCGGCCGCCGCCAACGGCGCUGCGCCGGGGGCGGAGGUGGCGGCUGGGACGGAGGGGGAUGCCAGCACGGAGGCGAGCACUGCCGUGACGAGUGCGCCGUCGGAGCACGCGGACCUGUACGCCGACACGGACGCGGUGGCGUCGCUGAGCAAAGAGGACGUGGAGCAGCUGCUGCGCAGCACGGGCCAGGACGCCACGCUGCUGGUGCUCUACGCGCCCUGGUGCCGCUUCUGCCAGGCCAUGGAGGAGAGCUACGUCCAGCUGGGCGAGCAGCUGCGGGGCACCAACGUGCGGGUUGCCUCCUUCCGGGCCGAUGGGCCCGAGCGCGCCUUUGCGCAGAAGGAGUUUGGCCUCAAGAGCUUCCCCACCAUCGUGCUCUUCCCGCGGCGAGCGCAAGGCAGCCGUAGCCGCGCCUUUGUUACCUACCCCUCGGAACGGCGGGAUCCGGCCAGCCUCCUCGCCUUUGUGAGUGCCAUUGCGGGGCCAGUGGGAGAAACCUGGAGCGGGCCUUAGGGGACGGGUUUUGGUCGAUCAUUCAUGUGUCCAAGAAGCGUCCUUGUUUUGAGAGAUGCGCAUUCGUCCUUACAAGGAUAUGAGGAGGUGCCUUUAAGCAUCAAUAGCAGCCAGAGGACAAAGAGUUCUUUAGUACGGUUACAUGUAGGCCGCCCACAGUCUGGGUCUGUAUGCUUUUGCCGACUUCGUCUACAUUGGUUAAUUGAUAGUACUUAUGUCAACGCAUCUUUGUUCGUUGCUCAAGGGUUCUUGUGCACGAGGUGAGCUAGCCAUGGCUACAUGCUAAGGACCACUUUCUCUCUUUGGGCAUAUCAAGAUAGAGGCGACGUGCUUGACGUUAUUUGACAUAGUCGGACAGAGCUUCAGCAAGCAUUUUCACCGUGCAGCAGCUGGGUGGCCAUUCAUUGUGAUGCAUGCACUAGCU